AUGCAGGAGACGGCGGAAGAAGUUGCGUUGAUCAUGGUCCAGGAUGUGAAACCCAAUCGGCCCAUUUUUGUCAUCUCCCAAGAUGGUAUUGAGCUAUACAUCACAACUGCCUUUUUCAAUAAGACAUACCUCAGCUGGAUCAAGAACAAGCGGGAAAAGCUGCCAAGCGACAGCUUCCUCCAGAUGAACCAAUGCGGCCCCUUGCAGUCGACUCUUAGACGAAGGUGA
Messenger RNA from Penicillium verrucosum, 228 nucleotides. RefSeq lists its product as uncharacterized. The record is from RefSeq and is a predicted model, not a curated record. Bases 1 to 228 code for a protein of 75 amino acids. The transcript is spliced from 3 exons. NCBI's taxonomy places the organism in Eukaryota, Fungi, Ascomycota, Eurotiomycetes, Eurotiales, Aspergillaceae.